GACUAGGCGGAAGCCGGAAGUGUUGAGGCGGAAAGCGGGCGAGAGCCGCAGUGACUCAGCAGAGUUUUGCUAGAAAAACACACUACAGAUAUGGCGGAGGACGAGGCCGGUCGCUCCGAACAACUCUCCGCGGAGGAUUACGCGGCCGAGGCCAUGGCCGCCGACAUGGACCCCUGGAUCAUCUUCGACGCACGCAAGACACCCCGUGCGGAGUUCAGCGGCUGGCUAGAGUCGAACCGGCCGUCGCAGGUGAGCCGCUACGCAACCAGCGAGGGCGAUCGGCCGGUGGGAUGGAUCGCGGUCCGAAGCCCGCACUACUGCCACGAGACCGGAGACGUGGACGGCCUUCAGGACAGCUGGGAGACGCUGCUAGCCAGUGGACGUAGCGUCACCUACCACACCAUACGGGAGCUAGCGCUAAACCACAGCGUCCUGUACGGGAAGUGGCUAAUGCACCUGGACACGGGCUUCAAGGUGGACCGCGCCUGGGAGAGCAUCGCUAGAGCCGUGCUGGACGGCAGGAUCAACUCCGCUAAGGCUAGCCCGCGCUCCGACUCCGACCCCAGGCACGUCAUCUGCGUCUACAACCAGAACUUCACGGACGAGGAGCAGGUGAUGCGUUUGGACGCCACUAUCCGCGCGGCCGGCGUCAAGUGCGUGCUUUACUACAAGCCCGACGUCUACACGUAUCUGGGCAUCUACCGCAACAACCGCUGGAAGAUCUGCCCCACCAUCUACGAGAGCAUGUUCGACCUGGAGAGCGUCCCCCGCCGGUCGCACAUCAUCGACAAGGUCACCAACCUGGAGGUCACCUGACCAGACGAGGUCACCAACCUGGAGGUCACAUGACCAGACACUCGCUUGUUUUGUAGAAACGUUGCCGAUUUCUGUUUCGUUACGUUGGAAAUGAGUAUGAUAAUGAUGCCAAAAGGGCUUUGAGUUGUGUUUUACUUUUUAAAAAUUAUUUUUUGUAUUGAACGUUCGUUCGGUUCAUUUGUUCUUGUGCCAAAUAAACAACGUUUUCAGUUGUGUCUCAGUGAA
Molecule: messenger RNA, 1041 nt
Organism: Pimephales promelas (fathead minnow)
Lineage: Eukaryota; Metazoa; Chordata; Actinopteri; Cypriniformes; Leuciscidae
Gene: c1h11orf68
Product: chromosome 1 C11orf68 homolog
Source: RefSeq, a predicted model, not a curated record